ACUAAACAGCUGUUCGAAUUUCGGCGGCAUUUCAUUUCGUAAACAAUUGUAAUACUUUAAACAUAAAACAUGGUUAAAACUAAGGGAAAUGCCAAGAAAUUUGGCAUGCAUCCGCGAAAUAUAUUACGCCAGCCACCUGAUUAUACAAAAUUGGCUAUAAAAUACAAGGAUUUUCGCAAAGAAUGCGAAUUGGAGCUCAAUGGAAAAGUAUCUGUGAAUUUUCGCAAUGAAAAGACCUUGCGUGAGUUGACCAAAAUGCUUUUAAAGGAAUACUUUGAUUUAAAUGUGGAUUUUGCACCUGGUAGUUUGGUGCCCACUUUGGCCCUCCGUUUAAACUACAUUUUAUGGCUAGAGGAUCUAAUGGAGCCGCUGAAAUUGCAGGAAAUCAGGGGAAUAGAUAUAGGUUGUGGUUCCUCAUGCAUUUAUUCUUUGCUGGGAGCCAAGAAAAAUGGUUGGCACAUGCUGGCCUUGGAAUCGAAACCCCAAAACAUUGAAUAUGCCAGGGAGAAUGUGAAGAAAAACCAUCUGGAAGAGCUAAUAGAAGUCUACGCUCAACCAGAUAAAACGAGCAUCUUCAGGAGCUACUUCGAGAAGCAACAAGAGGAGCUGCAGUACCACUUUUGCCUAUGUAAUCCUCCCUUUUUCGACUCCAACUUGGCCAAUCCUUUUGGCGGCAAUACCAGAAAUCCCGAGCGACGUCCUGCACCCAACAAUGCCAGAACUGGAAGCCAGGAGGAGCUAACCUGCGUGGGUGGCGAAGUCCGCUUUGUGCAGCGCAUUAUCGACGAGAGUCUGGAAAACAAGCUACGCAUGCGCAUCUUCACCACAAUGUUGGGCGUCAAGGCCAACGUGCCAAGGAUACUGGACUACCUGAAGGAGCGGCAGGUGGCGAAUGUCGCCACCACGGAAUUCCAUCAGGGACACACCACUCGAUGGGCGGUGGCCUGGAGUUUCCAUUCAGAGCCGCUAAACCAGGAGACAUCAUCUGACCACACACUUCGACAGAAAAAGGCAAACAGAAUCAGAAAGGCAACCGAAAUGGAGGCAAACACGCACACUAAGCACAAGUCGCCAACUUCGGUCAACGGCGGCAUUUCCACACCUUUGAUCCAGGGAAUUCGGACGAUUCGCUCGUCCGCCAUGUGGGACAGCAAAUAGCUACUUUUAAUUGCUGCACAGGCACGCUAUGUUUUAUGCCAUAGGUAUUCGACUGGGAAAUACCCAUUGAUUACACAAUAAAUUUACUUUUAAAAAUGGAAUUUGAUAGUAGCUAAACAGUAUUGAAAUUGUAUCAUCUAUUUGCUUUGUUAAAGUGACUUAGUUUUUAAA
Molecule: messenger RNA, 1329 nt
Organism: Drosophila elegans
Lineage: Eukaryota; Metazoa; Arthropoda; Insecta; Diptera; Drosophilidae
Product: U6 small nuclear RNA (adenine-(43)-N(6))-methyltransferase
Exons: 5
Coding region: 70-1158 (362 amino acids)
Biological process (GO): rRNA base methylation
Cellular component (GO): nucleus
Molecular function (GO): nucleic acid binding; 23S rRNA (adenine(1618)-N(6))-methyltransferase activity
Source: RefSeq, a predicted model, not a curated record